This is a messenger RNA of Aspergillus melleus, 1251 nucleotides long. RefSeq names its product putative multicopper oxidase. Gene Ontology annotation, molecular function: copper ion binding; nitrite reductase (NO-forming) activity. The transcript has a single exon. Bases 139 to 1131 code for a protein of 330 amino acids. The record is from RefSeq and is a predicted model, not a curated record. NCBI's taxonomy places the organism in Eukaryota, Fungi, Ascomycota, Eurotiomycetes, Eurotiales, Aspergillaceae.
CAUGCCGCCAUUCUAGCCGGCCUCACAGCGCUCGGUAUUGGUUCAAUCCUCUACAGCCGGCGUCAUAAGUCUGCGGCAGCGACCGUUCAGUCUGGUAAUCAGACCAGCUCCGAUGACCCGUACCCCUUCCCAGCCGAAAUGUCUGAAGAGCAGAUCUCGCAGCUCCCAGUAGAAAAAGCCGUCCUCACUUCUGCUCCUAACGUCCCGCCGCCGAUCACCCGCAACCACCCCGUCCGCCUCGAAGUUGACCUGACAUCGACGGAAAAGACAUUCCAGCUGACUAGUCAAUACAAGUAUGAAGGGUGGACAUUCAACGAUACGGUCCCGGGCCCCUUCAUUCGCGCCCGAGUUGGUGACUUCAUAGAGCUCACAUUCUUCAACAAAGACAAAAGUGGACGACAACACAACAUCGACUCCCAUGCUUUCACGGGACCCGGCGGUGGCGCAGCCCUGACAACGACCGAGUCGGAUGGCGUCAAGAAAGCAAGGUUCCGACUCGUUAGCCCGGGGCUAUUCGUGUACCAUUGUGCUGCCAAUCCGGUACCGGUUCACAUUGCCGAAGGCAUGUACGGACUGAUCUAUGUCCAGCCCGAGAAGGACCUACCUCCCGUCGACAAGGAAUACUACGUCCUCCAAAGCGAGUUCUAUCACGAGCCACCCGAGAUUGGAGAUGACGGUCGUCCGAUCAACACAGUUGAAUUUUCUUACCCGAAUGCCAUGCGCGAAGAACCCAACGUGGUUGUUUUUAACGGAAGCGACACAGCCCUUACGAAAAAUCCGUUGACCGCAAAGACCGGCGAGACUAUUCGACUGUUUUUCGGAAAUGCCGGCCCUAACCUCACAAGCUCGUUCCAUGUCAUCGGAAGUCAUUUCCGAAAGGUGUACCGCGAUGGUGGAGUGGUCAGCCCUCCGGCCGAUAUCCUGUCGACUGUGUCGGUUCCCCCAGGUGGUGCGACGAUAACCGAUUUGCAAAUGAUUGUUCCCGGAACAUACACCCUUGUUGACCAUGCUAUAUUCCGACUGGAUAAAGGAUGCGUGGGAUAUCUGAAUGUGACAGGGAAGCAGAGGCCCGAUGUUUAUGGGAGCGAGGAGCCGCCAGCACCAUGUGUCGGGUGCAAAUUGCAUCCUUGAUAGAUAUACGUAUGUAUGAGAGUCGAAUAAAAGUGAAUCUCUUGGGUUGAAUCGCUGCUUCUUGGUUCGUUGUUCACAGACGCGGAGGAACCCUAACAGGGAACACAUCUGCAUGUUCGA